Cyphellophora attinorum is the source of this 954-nucleotide messenger RNA. RefSeq lists its product as uncharacterized. The coding region runs from base 1 to 954 and encodes 317 amino acids. Lineage: Eukaryota; Fungi; Ascomycota; Eurotiomycetes; Chaetothyriales; Cyphellophoraceae. The transcript is spliced from 2 exons. The record is from RefSeq and is a predicted model, not a curated record.
AUGACAGUGCACAUCCAAUGGCAUUUCUCAGUUCGGAUACUUCGUAUCGGGUUUGCCAUCGCCACCAGUGAGAUCGAUUACUUUGGCGACCCCAUUACCCUGCAGAUCUGGCAGAAGGCAUAUACAGCCCGAUCCUGGGGCGACAGUGGUCAUUACGAUGCAGCUACACGAGGCCGCCGCAAAGCACACGAACGCGCCGUCGCCAGAACUGCGCGGAAGGAUGAUGGACUUCGCGAGCUCACGUGGGUCUCGGUAGACCGUCCCGAAGGAAAGCAGGCAGCAGAUACUCCUUAUGGCCGACUCCAUCCGCUGAUCCAGCAGCUCCACGAAGGAUUCCGUAGCAAGGCCUGUGUGCGCCGCUGGUACGGUGCAUCUGGUCCAGAGCUUACAUUCCCGUUGACUUCCGACCAUCUGAUGCCUCUCGUACAAUACAACCUCAAGCGUGCUGCGAUGACGAACGCAAGCAUUCUUGACCGCAUUGUUGAGCAACCUUCGAAGAUUUGGGCCGAUGAUGACUGUGAUGUCCUGGAGAGAGAGCUCGUUUACUUUUCCGGCAGCUCACGUCUGCAUGAAGUCCCGCUGAGUCUGCUACCGACAUCUCUGCAACGCGGUGAGCCACACAAGCACUGGAUCGAUCUGAUUCCGGACCCGAUGCUGCGCGACAACAUUAUAAGGGAAUCACAGCGAACUCCAACGGCGGAUUUGGUGUUGGAUGACCUUCUGUCGGAUCUUGCAGGCUGUUUGACGACUCACGAGCAGAUGCGAGGGACCGAAGUGUCCGGAAGAGCCAUGAUCAUAGUUUGGACGACUCCGUGGUCGCCUUGGGGUCUGGAAGUGACUGAGGCCUUCCAAAGGAAAUGGGGUCGUCUGCUAUAUGGCUGUCGAGACAUACUGCUGGCCACUAAUAUGUGGCGGCGAGAAAGGGGAGAGCGGCCUUUGUUUGUCGUCUCGUGA